UCCACCCAAGUUCAGGUUUUCCGGCAGAUGGUACUGAUCUAGCUCUCUUCCCUGACACAAUUUCACAUAUAGACCACUCAAUGAUCGAUUACCCGGAAGUUGGAAUCGACACAACCAGCACGGACUCUGUAGAUACAAAUGGUAAUGGACGUCAUCGGCCAGUGACAGAAACACUAAGAGGAGACGUUCCUGGUGCUGACAUCACCCAUGACAGUACAAGUUCAGCGCAUCAACAUAUUACAGCAGACGCAGUAGACACGGGUGAGGCACAUGGCGUCGUUUCAGUGCUGGACACGACAGCAGGGACUGUCGAUGGGAUCGACCACACUUUUGGCGCGCAGAUAGACAUGGGUGGUCCUUUGGAUAUGGGAGGCGUUGAUGUGAAUGGAGCAGGUGCAGAUGUUGCAGUUGGUGAGGCCGUCACAAAUGCCCAGGCCCCGCUGGAAGCGACAGCAAUGGGUGGUGUACAUGGGUCAAGUCCACCGGACACUGUGGGUCACGGGGGAGUGACAGAUGCUCAAACCAGAUUCACAGAUUCGCUGUCUGAACCUAGACAUGGCUUCACAGAUAUUGUGGAUUCUCACAGUCCUGCAGCACAGACAGAUAUUACAGUUACAGAGCAUCCUCACAGAGCUAUAGACCAUACAGGAAGUAUGGACUCAGUAACAGCAGGUCCUCAAGGAACCGUAGGCGGUUCAAGUCAGCCAGGAGUUACGGAACAGACGCAACCAGCUGUUUCCGCAGUUGAACAGCACAACCCAUCUGGUCAGGGUCUUGAAGGUCCAGAAAAUGUGGAACUGGAGGAUACCUGCUGACUUCCACAUGAAGCCUCGCGUGCGCUUCCUGCGCUACCGAUUCCAGUGCACGGACCAGUCCGACCCGCAACGGACCAAUGACCCACCCCACUAGCACUACUAGUCAGCCUGUGUGUGUAUGUGCGUGCGACUGUGAGGAUUUUUGUUCUUGACUAUUUAAACAUUAACAUUAUGACACUGAUGAUAACUUAAAAAAAACUUUUUACUGUGCGUUAACUAUCCUGGACCUUUUUUUUGUUUUGUUUGCUUUUUUGUGUAUUUGCCUAUGAAGAGAGAUAUUGUGGGCUGUCCUUUGGUUUAAAAAAAAAAAUACUGUGGUUUGAUGUUUGUUUUGUUUUUUGUUUUUUGAUCAUUCCCAGCAACACAAAUUGUACAAAAAGCACAAAAGCAAUGCCCUGUAAUUGUCUUAACAGCACUGUUCCAUUUGAUAGCGUGUUUGUGUCAAAGAUAUUAUUUCAAGUGUCAGAAAAUUGUACAUUAAUGAAUGAAUGUCACAUGGAGAGUAAAUCCUACAUUAAAUGUAACAUCUAUUUUGAACAUCAA
Engraulis encrasicolus (European anchovy) is the source of this 1358-nucleotide messenger RNA. RefSeq lists its product as uncharacterized. The transcript is spliced from 19 exons. The coding region runs from base 81 to 815 and encodes 244 amino acids. The record is from RefSeq and is a predicted model, not a curated record. Lineage: Eukaryota; Metazoa; Chordata; Actinopteri; Clupeiformes; Engraulidae.